CCCCCUGUGAGCUACAGUGCCCGCAGUCCAUCCUCUUACCUAAAAAGGGCCCCGCGCUAGCACCCAGACGGGUUAUCGUUAUCGCACCCCGCCACAUCUUGAAUUUUCGUUGCAUAGCGGGGUGAGCCGCAUUUUCUGCUUGGUCUCAGCAUCGCCGUCCUCACAUUCGUUUCAACCUGCCGCCAUUUUAGCAGCAGUCGGUGUCUGGGUCUAUUUCGGAGUCCAAGUUUUUGCACUCCAGCGAGAUAUACACAGACUUUUUGCAAUUGCCGUAUAUUGGCCACACCGCAUUACAAAACUGUCGACGAUACCGAUCCGCCACCACGAAUAGCUUUUUCAAAAGAAAUACAGAAAGCAGUUCGCAAUGGCUACCAACGCCGAUUUGAACUGGCAGCCUGCGCCAGAGUCCCUUCGCCAGCUUGCGGGCUGCCUGAAGGACUCUCUUAGCGGCUGGGACCAGGCUGCCCAGAAGCAAGCCUUGGUUGUAUGUGCUACCAUCAGCCCGCGCCGCCGCAAAUACUGACAGCUUCUAGAUGCUGGAGCAAGCCAAGAGCUCUCCCGAUCUUAACAACUAUCUUGCCCUCCUCUUGACGAGCGCCGAACCCCCCGCUGGCCUCCAAUGCACCCCGCAAGACUACGCCCUCAUCCGACCCGCUGCCGGUACAAGGCUCAAGAAUAACAUCCUGGAGGAUUGGGAUAAGAUCCCUGCCAACAGCUUGCCCUUGAUCAAGUCUGCUAUUAUGAUUGCUAUCCAGGAUGUGUCACCUUCUAUUCGCAACCCUGCUGCGUAUGCUGCUUCCAGCAUGAUUCGCAAAGGCGGUGUCCUUGGGUGGCCAGAGCUUCUUCCCAACCUUGUCGAGAUCUUCAACAACACCUCUGGCAGCCAGACCACUGCCGCUCAGGAAGGUGCCAUGUCGGCCAUGUUUAUGAUUUGCGAGGAUAACCACAAGCUGCUUGCCAGAGAGGUCAACGGAGAGCGACCUCUGAACUUCUUGUUGCCCCAGCUCAUCGCCGCCACCAAGAGCCCAUUGGUCAAGGUUAGAACCGGUACCUUGAAGUCCAUUAACAUCUUUGCCCCUGUCGAGUCGCAGGCUAUGCUCAACUCCAUUGAUGAGCUCCUUCAACACCUCUUCGUCCUCGCUACCGACCCUAGCGUCGAAGUCCGCACACAGGUCUGCCUUGCCUUUUCAACACUUGUCGAAGCCAGACCGGACAAGAUUAUGCCCCAUCUCCCUGGCCUCGUCGACUAUAUUCUUACACAGCAAAAGGAUGAGGACGAGGCAUUGGCCUGCGAGGCUUCCGAGUUCUGGAUUGCUAUUGGCGAGCACCGCGAUCUCUGGAAGGCGCUGGAGCCCUACCUCAGCAAGAUUAUCCCUGUCUUGUUGGAAUGUAUGGUCUACAGCGGCGAAGAGAUUGCCAUGCUAGGCGGCCAGUCUGAUGAUGACGACGAGGAUGACAGACAAGAAGACAUUAAGCCCAAGUUUGCCAAGCGCAAGGCUGCCAGAGCUGGAAACGCCAACAAGGAGGGCGACAAGGCCGAAGAGAACUACGAGAAGCUCUCUGGUAUGGAUGAUGAUGACUUGGAUGAGGGCGAGGUGGAGGAGGAAGAGUAUGAUGACGAUGACGAUGGCAGUCUGGCCGACGACGAAUGGACUGUCCGCAAGGGAUCUGCUGCUGCCCUGGAUGUCUUUGCCGGUGACUUUGGCGCACCCGUGUUUGAGUCUAUUCUCCCUUACCUUUCACAGAACCUCAAGCAUGCCGACUGGCCCCAGCGUGAAGCUGCUGUCCUCGCUCUCGGCGCUGUCGCCAAGGGCUGCAUGGAUGCUGUCACCCCUCACUUGCCUGAGUUGGUUCCCUACCUCAUUUCGCUCCUCCAGGAUCCCGAGCCUGUUGUUCGUACCAUUACUUGCUGGGCUCUCGGCCGUUACUCGCCUUGGGCUGCAAGCCUUCCCGAACAGUCUCAGCGUGAGCAGUACUUCCUCCCUAUGAUGGACGGAAUGCUGCAGCGCAUGCUUGACAAGAACAAGAAGGUACAGGAAGCUGCCGCUUCUGCCUUUGCCCACCUAGAGGAUGACUGUGGUCAAGCUCUUGAGCCCUACUGUGAGCCCAUUGUCAAGCAGUUUGUUGUCUGCUUGGCCAAGUACAAGGAUCGCAACAUGUAUAUCCUAUAUGACUGCAUUCAGAGCCUCGCCGAGCAGGUCGGUGCCGUUCUGGCCCAGCCUCAUCUCGUCCAGCCUCUGAUGGGUGGUCUUAUUGCACGCUACAACAACAUUGCUGAUGACUCGCGCGAAAUCUUCCCUCUCCUCGAGUGUCUUUCCUAUGUGGCUUUGGCUCUCCGGGAUGCGUUUGUCCCAUACGCUCAGCCCAUCUUUACGCGCUGCAUGACCAUCAUCCAGAACAACCUCCAGCAGGCGUUGUCGGCUGCCAGCAACCCCAACUUUGACGAGCCCGAGAAGGACUUCUUGGUGACUUCCCUUGACCUCAUUAGCUCCAUUAUCCAGGCUCUUGAGGAACAAAAGGCCGUUGAGCUUGUUCAGAGCUCUCCUUUCCCCUUCUUUGAUUUGCUUGGCUUCUGUCUCGAGGACCCCGCCGAUGAGGUCCGCCAGUCGGCCUUUGCUCUCUUGGGCGACAGCUCCCGCUUCAUCUACCCUCUCCUCAGCCCUCACCUCCCCACCAUCAUGCCGAUGCUGUUGAAGCAGCUCGACAUGGACAACAUCUUGGACGAGAGAAUCGACCAAGCCUUCGGCGUCGUCAGCAACGCCUGCUGGUCUUCUGGCGAGAUCACCCUCCAGCACGGCAAGGGCAUGGCUCCUUGGAUCAACGACCUGUUGAAGCGGUUUGUUGAGAUCAUGACCAACCCCCGCGUGCCUCCUGGUCUCCACGAGAACGCCGCCAUUGCUCUUGGCCGCCUCGGUGAGAGCAACGCCGAGCUCCUGGCUCCGGCGCUGCCCAACUUUGCCGAAGACUUUUUGCGAUUGAUGCAGGAUGUGGACUACUCCGAAGAGAAAGCUACUGCCUUUCUCGGAUUUUCCAUGAUCGUAGGCAGCAACCCGCAGGCAAUGGAGAGUGUCUUGCUCGAGUACUUUACCGCCAUUGCCGAGUAUGAGGAGAUUGGUCUUCACACUCCUCUGAAGCAGCGCCUUGAGCAGGUCUUCUGCAACAUUUUCACCGUUUACAAGCAAUUGAUUCCUCAGUUCGACGAGUUCAUUGGAAGAAUGUCCCCCCAGAACCAGCAGAAGCUCAAGGCCAACUACGGUAUCUAAAGGGAAUAGGUCGCAUUUCUAUUAUUUGAAAGGACUCUUUUUUGCUUUUGAUUUGCAUUGAUUAAUGGAGGGGAACAACUAAGCAUGGGCGUAAAAUGGAAUUCCGGCCGCGAGGUGAUCGGAUGGAGGACAGGACGCGGAACUAAAAAACGACUGACGAAUUAGGCCAGGGGCACAUACAUGAAUUUUCGGCAUAGAUAGACUUUGCAUCAUUUUCUUUUUCUUCUUUUCUUUGUUUCGCGUUAGAUAGUCAGAUAGCAGCAGUUUUAGGCAAAACUUAGCAUAGCUUUUACAUAGUCUUCGAAUACUAAUUCACCAAGCUUGAACGCGGUC
Messenger RNA from [Torrubiella] hemipterigena, 3596 nucleotides. The record is from the annotation of a GenBank genome assembly. Lineage: Eukaryota; Fungi; Ascomycota; Sordariomycetes; Hypocreales; Clavicipitaceae.